GCCCAAUUAAGCCCACUGUGCCAUGGGCCACUUCACCCUGGGCAGGGGCUGCUCCCGUCUGGCCAGGCCUGCUGCAUCAUGCUGCGGGGAAGGAAGCUGCUCCAACCCAGCCUGACUGCCAGUGUGAUUCUUACUGGGUAAUUGCCUUUAGGAUAAGGACCAAGAGACCAUUUACACGCACUUCUUCGGUGCUUGGACUAACAAGUUCAGAGAGAAGAUUCUUGCUUCUUUUGUCACCAACUUGAUUAUCACAAGACUUAACUGCCAUUGGGAAAAGCUCGCAACAGAAGAAAAACCUUUCCACUUCUAAGCCGUUACACAGUAGUUGAGUUAAGGUACUUUCUACGUGGAGGCUCUAUAGUACAGAUUUGGAAUUUUGCUGCUUGCUCUCGUCCUCUGUGUUCAGGCUCAGACUGUAAACAAUGAGUGAGUUCUGGUUGUGUUUCAACUGCUGUAUUGCAGAACAGCCCCAGCCUAAAAGGCGACGGCGGAUUGACCGAAGUAUGAUUGGAGAGCCAACAAACUUUGUUCACACAGCUCAUGUAGGAUCAGGAGACUUAUUCAGUGGAAUGAAUUCAGUGAGUUCAAUUCAGAACCAAAUGCAGUCCAAGGGAGGCUAUGGAGGUGGCAUGUCUGCAAAUGUUCAGAUGCAACUUGUAGAUACAAAGGCAGGAUAACCUUGGGAAAACGUUUCCAGUUCUUGUGAAUUUCUGCAUCUUCCUUCUUGUAUCAUUCCCCUCCCCGCCCCCUUAGCCCUGGUGACUGCUUUCUGUAUUCAUGAGAAGAGAGAAGUGAUGGCUCAGUGUUCACCCCUUGUGAUGAUUAUUCCAGUGAAAGUUGCUGUUCUACUCUGAAGAUGUCAUUUGUCAGAUUGAUUCUACCGUGCCUUUCAGUGGCAUGCACACAUCUGGCCUCUAUCAAAACCAUGGACAUAUAGCUAUUUAGGAUUUGGGGAGUUUUGUUUAGGGUUUUUUUUUCUUCUUUUUUACAUUCUUCAAUAUUAAGCAAAUUAAUGCUCCAAUUUUAGCUUGGUCAUAUUUUUUCCCACCCUUCUUAAAGUGCUCAUGCACAGCAUUCUUCUUUUGCUGGGUAUCUCAUUCUCUCCCUCACCCUCUCCCCCUUCUAAUUUAGAAGUGAGUGGGUUUGUAUUAAUGUUUUAAAUCUGUCAUUCUUUAUCUGUGUUUUUGAAAGGUCUGGGACCUGCAAGCACAAUGAUCAUUUCAUACAUUUAAAAAUCAGCAGAGUAGAUGACCGCAUGCUUUGUGAAGUUGCUUGUAUGGUGGCUUCUUUGGUGCCAGAAAAAAAUUUUUUGUUACUGCGGACUCUGUUGCUGAUGAAAAGUUUAGCUGUGGCCUGGAUCGUGCCAGGUUCUGGAGAAGGACUUCUAACUUAGCUGCUUCAGAGUUAUGUCUUAAGUUUUCAUCCAACUGGUCUUGAAAUAAUAAAGAGCAAGCUUGCAUUCAUAAGGCAUUUUGUUGUAAAUGUUUAGUAUAUUUAUUUUGAAAGAGCUGACCUCGAGAUUGUAAACCAGUGUAGUACCGUAUCUAAGUGUCGUGGUAGCGCUUUUUGUCUGUUUUAAAAAAGCAUCAUCAUGUUUGGCUGCUUUUGUUUUCUUUUUCCUUUUUAAAUUUUGCUUAAUUUUUAGGCUAUAUGAUCAUUUCCAGUAGCAGCAUGUCAAACUGCCUGCGGUAUUAGCUGAAGUUUAGUAGACCUCUCUAAGUAGUUGGCAGUUUCUGUGUACUAAAUAUUUAGGGGCCAUGUAAGUUGCUAAGAGCAACAUACUGAUCUGGCAGAACAGAUGCCAGGGAAACAACAUACAGGGUGACUUCUUACUAUGUCAGUAAGAAGCCUUUUGCUCAGGUUCCAAAGCAUGUUCCUCUUUCACAUGUUGUGAAAAUUGUAUUUUAAUAUUGCACUGUACUCAGAUAUUUCUGUAAAUGGUCCUUUCCUUUUUUUCCCUUCUUGUUGGUGAUAUGAAACAGAAGUCAAUGGUUUGAAUCCCAGCUGAGUUAAAAAAAUUAAGUGAAAAAUCAUCCUCAUCCUACAUCAACAUUUUAACUAGAAAUGGGGCAUAACUGAGCCUUAUCAGAGAAAGCUAAAAUAUAUAUAUAUGUGUGUGUGUGUGUAUGUAAAAACCUAAAUGUGAUACACUUAAUUACUAUUCUCUCAUCCUAGCCCCGCUCCUACGUCCCAUUUUAUGUUGACCCCCAAUUGGCAUACAUAUCUGCUUUUUUCCCUGGUACUAAACAAAAAAGUCAUGUUCUCACAAAUAUUACUGGACAGUAAGGCCAUUGACUCUCUUCAUGAGUAGUAAACUUGUAAUCCAAUUGUAGAUGUAAAUUAUCUGGUUGAAUAGUUCCAGUAAACUUGGAUCAUCUUCAUUGAUAGAGGUACUGAUUCAUGAUGGCACAGGAUUGAGAUGUUCAGUUGUCUGGGAUGCAAAAACACAUGACAACAUGGUGAUGUGGGGUCCUCAUUUCAAAUGAAUCCUUAUCAAUAGGCCUUUAAAUAUUCUAGGGUUACAAAAUGAUUUUCACUUUUUGUCAUCACUUAUUGAGAAUUCAUUUUAAUGAGCAGGUUUCCUUGCACUUGUCAAAUGUCUUCAGCUCAGUAGCCAGAAAAAAAUUGACAUAUUUUUAUAACAAACAUACUUUUUUUGUACAUUGUGUUCAUCCUUGAAUAAAGUCAGUUCAGUGUUGACUUGUAGAUAUUAAAAGGAAAGUAUUGACUUUGAUUCAAUAAAUGUUUUCUUUCA
Messenger RNA from Pelodiscus sinensis (Chinese soft-shelled turtle), 2755 nucleotides. RefSeq names its product CDC42 small effector 2 (gene CDC42SE2). Lineage: Eukaryota; Metazoa; Chordata; Testudines; Trionychidae. The record is from RefSeq and is a predicted model, not a curated record. Gene Ontology annotation, cellular component: plasma membrane. Gene Ontology annotation, biological process: regulation of Rho protein signal transduction. Gene Ontology annotation, molecular function: small GTPase binding.